Sipha flava (yellow sugarcane aphid) is the source of this 1492-nucleotide messenger RNA. Its product is annotated as transcription initiation factor TFIID subunit 9-like. Gene Ontology annotation, cellular component: transcription factor TFIID complex; SAGA complex. The record is from RefSeq and is a predicted model, not a curated record. Lineage: Eukaryota; Metazoa; Arthropoda; Insecta; Hemiptera; Aphididae. Gene Ontology annotation, molecular function: transcription coactivator activity; RNA polymerase II general transcription initiation factor activity; protein heterodimerization activity. Bases 727 to 1359 code for a protein of 210 amino acids. The transcript has 5 exons. Gene Ontology annotation, biological process: RNA polymerase II preinitiation complex assembly; DNA-templated transcription initiation.
AACGCCGUAAAGAAAUCUAUGUCGCGGCGCACGUAAUGUUCUCGCUUUUUUUACGCCGCGUCACGGGUCAAUGGUUGCCAACCUCUCGUCUGUUCCGUACCCCUAAGCUUAAUAUUUUGCACGGAUCGUUAUAACCUUUAAACUUCAUCUCGUGUUACUGCUCCUGUAACGUUUCAAAUAAUAUAAAUCAAUAAUUGCUCCGACAUUACGCAAUGUUUUUUCGCGUACUCCGAGUUUGGGAACCGCUAUCCUACGAGAUACGCGAGCAAUAAUGUUAUCAUAGCCCGCCCAUCCGCCGGCCUAUUUACCGUACGGAUAGGACAUCCCAUAAAAUAAAAUCUAUUUUCAAUAUUUUAUCGCGUUCGCGCAGCACACAGCGUUUAUUGUUGUUCGUCAUUCCGUGUUCGAAUGCAAACCUGCCGCGGCUUUUUCGGUUUUGAGAACCCUUGGUCUUUCGACAUUUUCAGAUUUAUCGAUUCCGUCCUUAUCAUAUGACGCUAAUUGUUCCUCGUACCCCCCCGUGAACGUCGAAUUUCUGUUUAUUUCACCAGACGUCCGAUCGCUUGGGUUUUUUUUUUUUCGGUUUUCUCGAAUUACGUUAUCCGAUGAACUUUGUUUUCUAUUGUGUUUUGCGUUUUACAUAAAGUGAUAGAUCGAAUUGUUUUCAAAUAAAAUACAUUAUCCGUGUUAAGAAAAACGUUAAAUAUCCUCGUUUGACAUAACGAAAUGUCGUCUUCCAAAGAUAAAUUGUUUAUUAAAGACUCUCAAGUUAUGAAGUCGAUAAUGAAAGAAUUGGGGAUAAAAGAUUUCGAUGAGCAAGUUAUAAGACAUCUAUUGGGAUUUAAUUACAAGUACUCAACAAUGAUUUUGGAAGAUGCCCAAAGAUAUUCAAAAUUUGCUAAUAAGGACAACAUUGAUGUCGAUGAUGUCAAACUAGCAAUACAUUUUUCUCAAGAUAAAUUACUCAUUAAACCUCCAGAUCGUGAAGCUCUUAUGGCAGCAUCUAAAGAGAUAAAUAAUAAAGCAUUACCUCCAAUUAAGAAUACUAAAGGUUUGCACAUUCCUCAAAGUUAUAGAUUUGCAUCAGAAUACCAACUUAAAACUGAUUUGAAAUCUGAAAAAGAGGCAAGUAAAUCUGGCACAACCACUAUAACUACAGCUGCAGAAAUAUUAGAAGAUUCUAAAAGAAGAAACACCAAGAAAAUUAACAAGGAUAAUCUAGUUAUGGAUGAUUUACUUCAAUAUGAUUUUCAAGAGACUCUUGCAACCCGAGUGAAUAGUGAAGGUUUAAAUGAAGAAAUAAUUGGCCCACAAGAAUUUGAACCGAACUUCUUUAAUAAUAAUUUAAACCAAUAUUAAACUAAAAUCUUCUCCACAAUUUGUAAUGUCAUUAAACUGUACAGUUUAUAUAAAAACUUUUUAAUUUAUGAACAAUUUUAUGUAACACUUAUUCUGAAAAUCUAUCAAUAGCUUACCAUUAAUUGUAUUUUAA